Messenger RNA from Trypanosoma theileri, 1185 nucleotides. RefSeq lists its product as uncharacterized. The transcript has a single exon. The record is from RefSeq and is a predicted model, not a curated record. Lineage: Eukaryota; Euglenozoa; Kinetoplastea; Trypanosomatida; Trypanosomatidae. The annotation marks the transcript as partial.
AUGCGGGAGCGACCUCGUUUAAGUAUACGCCGAGGACGUGGGGAACCAGCGUACCUGCGGGAUAUGACGUCAAGAAUGAGUGAACCAAGAACGUUGCUAGAGCGAGAGAGGAGCACCAACGUCACUUCCACUUAUGAUUAUAUGAAUACUACUACUAACAAUAAUAAUAAUAAUAAUAAUAAUAAUAAUAAUAAUAAUAAUAAUAAUAAUAAUAAUAAUAUGAAUAACAACGCCUAUUCAAGAUCACCAGAACGCUCUCACCAGGAGGGUGUAUUUCAGUCGUACUGUAAGCGUGUGGCAUCACUUGCCAAAGAAACAGUUACGGGAUUGUUGCACGUCAUGACUCCCUCACCCCAUUCCCCAGAGCCAAAGUAUGACUCUGUAGAGGCUGCAUCUAACAUCCCCGUCCACCGCUCUCCGUUGCCUCAUGUAUCUCCACAUGACAACGCGCCAUUGACAAUGGACCCAUCGUUUCAAAACCGACAGAAUGCCAAUGAGAGCUUUACAGCACUGCCGCGGCAAAGUUUUCCACAUGAGGCUAAUUACUCUUCAGCACCUACAGUACCACUCCCAUCACCUUCAAUAACAAGACUACCGCCAACGGCACUUGCCCCAACACCACCCCCGCAGGUUGUGUACAAUUUUUAUUAUAUGAAUGGAGGCGCAGCGCCAAUUCUUCCUAUUACCCCGGGACAGACAAUACAGCCUGACUACAUCAUGAAUUCUUCAUCAACGUGGAAUAGAGCCAGUAUACUUGCACGUCGUUCAGUUUCCCACAAGCGCGAGCGUAACGUGCAAGAUCUAUCACAGAAACUUCGACAAAAGGCACCCACUGAUCACCUUGUCGCCUCAUCUGCACCACAAAGCAUAAAUGAUAGCGGUCAAACGUUUCCCACAUCAAACAUAAGUUAUAGAGCAUCUCUUAACACGAGUUACUCGGGUGAUACGGCUUUGAAAGCAACGACUUCAGAAGACCUCACAGCCCAAGAGAACACUACAAAGAAAUACAGAAUGGACUCUGAGAGGGCAACAACAGAAUUUAAACAAGGUUCUGCUAUAUCAACAGAAAGAAGCCGAACCACCACCCUCUCUGGUGGGUUUGUAAAGAGUGGGCCACCGGUUGUAAUUCCAGAUGAUGAUGGCUUUGCAUCAAACGCUGGAAGUGACGAUGAGGAUUCAAAGAAA